Molecule: messenger RNA, 1242 nt
Organism: Saccharomyces paradoxus
Lineage: Eukaryota; Fungi; Ascomycota; Saccharomycetes; Saccharomycetales; Saccharomycetaceae
Gene: LIF1
Product: Lif1p
Exons: 1
Coding region: 1-1242 (413 amino acids)
Source: RefSeq, a predicted model, not a curated record
AUGUCCCAGCUGAUGGAGUUCGUCAGCUGUAUCGCUAUGGUUAAUGAAGGAGAAAUUGGAGAAGAUGAGCAUGGUCUCUGCAAGAUCCAGAUCGAAGAUGGCGCUUCGUUGGAAACAUUAGAUGAGAAUAAUCUUUCAGAGCUCAAGAUACUGAACAUGCUAGUAAGCGAAGGUACAGAGAUUUUUUCUAAAGGUCGCUUUGGAAUCAAUGAUGUGCGAAUCUUCGCGGGAGAGAAUAUCGAUAAAGAGUCCAAGAAAUAUGUGUGGUAUGAACUGCUCAAAAUGUUAACUGGCCACAGGGUUUACAUUGCGUCGCUGGAUAAAAAAGUUGUAUUUACAAAAUGGACAUGUAGAAUGCAAAACGAUGAGGUAUGGAAAGUAGUUAUGGAAUUGGAGUCAUCGGCGAUUACAAGAAAAAUCGCUGAACUUACCUUGCAUCCGGUCACAAAUGGGGAGACUGAUUUAUUUGAAAUGGCUGAUAAACUUUAUCAAGAUAUCUGUUACGUUAACGAUUCUUACCGGAAUAUGAAGGAAAGCAACUCCAGCAAUAGAAAUCGAGUAGAAGAACUGACCCGGGAAAGGGAACUAUUAGAUCAGCUUCUAGAAGAACGCGAUGAGAGGACCAGAACAAUGGUGGUGGCCUUGUUGAAUGAGAAGAAGAAGAAGAUAAGAGAGCUUCAUGAGAUUCUGCGACGAAAUAAUAUCAAAGUGUCUGAUGAUGAUGUUUCAGACUCUACGCUUAUUAAUAUGGAAGUGGCAAAGCCAAUUUCGGAGUUGAAUUCUCCAGGAAAGAGAUUGAAACAAAGAAGGACAGUAGAACCUCAAAACUUAAAUGCGAAAUUGAAAGACACAAAUCGGAGGAGGGCUAAUAGAAGAAUAUCUAAUCACUCUGCGAUUAAGUUGGAAGACGAUGAUUUUGAUGACUUUCAAUUUUUCGGACUUUCUAAAAGGCCAAUUAUUGCUGCUAAAGAUAAACUUAGUGAAAAUGACGAUGAUACAAGAUCAGUAAGUUCUAUGUCUGAUAGUAGUAAUGAUAAUCGAAAACAUUUGGCAUUUUUAGAGGAAAAUCGCAUUCAAUUAUCAGCAGGCAAAUUGAGCAAAAAUCACGGCGCAAUUCCCGGGUCUGAAUCUGAGACUGAUGCAAGUGCAGAGGAAAAGAAGAGCCCGAACAAUAGUGAACAAGGCACUAAUGAUAAGGAAUCUUGCUUGCAGACAGAGUCAGAAACGGAUAUAGAAGCGUGA